This is a messenger RNA of Prunus armeniaca (apricot), 2583 nucleotides long. The record is from the annotation of a GenBank genome assembly. Lineage: Eukaryota; Viridiplantae; Streptophyta; Magnoliopsida; Rosales; Rosaceae.
AUGAACAAAUUAAAUUCAAGAGUUUUGAAUUUUUCCCACAAGGCUAAUCAAUUCAAGCACAAAGAGUUAGCCCAUCUCAUCCACAGCAUUGUGGAUUCAACCCAGUCUAAGUUCCAGGCGAAUUUACUCCUGAAUGAUUUGUCCAAGUCUGGUCGACUCGAUGAAGCCCGCCAGCUGUUCGAUAAAAUGCCGAGUAGGGAUGAGUUUUCUUGGAACACCAUGAUAGCUGCUUAUGCCAAUUCAGGAAGGCUAAAUGAAGCUAAACAACUAUUUGAUGCGACCCCAAGUAAAACCUCCAUCACUUGGUCUUCACUCAUAUCUGGGUAUUGUCGAAAUGAGUGUGAAAGUGAGGCUUUUGUAUUGUUUUGGCAAAUGCAGCUUGAGGGACACAGGCCGAGCCAGUACACGUUGGGCAGUGUCCUAAGGUUGUGCUCAACUUUGGUUUUGCUCCAAAGUGGUGAACUUGUUCAUGGGUAUGUGAUAAAGACCCAGUUUGACACUAAUGCCUUUGUUGUCACGGGUCUGGUUGACAUGUAUGCAAAGUGCAAGCGCAUUUCGGAAGCUGAAUAUCUCUUUGAGACUCUGCCAGACAGAAAAAAUCACGUGCUGUGGACUGUUAUGCUUACAGGGUACUCUCAAAAUGGUGAUGGUUUUAAGGCAAUGAAGUGUUUUCGGGACAUGCGAGCUGAAGGGGUUGAAUCCAAUCAGUUUACAUUCCCUAGCAUAUUGACAGCUUCUGCCUCAAUUUUGGCAAAUAGUUUCGGGGCUCAGGUGCAUGGAUGCAUUGUUCAGAGUGGUUUUGGGGCAAAUGUGUUUGUCCAAAGUGCAUUGGUUGAUAUGUAUGUGAAAUGUGGAGAUCAUAAUAGUGCAAAGAAGGCACUUAAAAGCAUGGAGGUUGACGAUGUCGUUUCUUGGAACUCCAUGAUUGUUGGGUGUGUAAGGCAAGGGUUUACAGAAGAAGCUUUGUCCUUGUUUAAAGAAAUGCGUUCGAGAGAACUGAAGAUUGAUCACUUUACUUAUCCAUCUGUUCUAAACUCCCUUGCUGCACUGAAGGACAUGAAAAAUGCAAUGGCGAUUCAUUGCCUGAUUGUGAAGACUGGAUUUGAGGUUUAUCAACUUGUGGGCAACGCUCUUGUUGAUAUGUAUGCUAAACAGGGAAAUAUAGAUUGCGCACUUGAGGUGUUUAAGCAUAUGUCAGACAAGGAUGUUAUCUCAUGGACCUCCCUGGUAACCGGCUAUGCACAUAAUGGCUCUCAUGAAAAAGCACUUAGAUUGUUCUGUGAGAUGAGAACAGCAGGGAUCUAUCCAGACCAAUUCGUAAUUGCCAGCGUUUUGAUUGCCUGUGCAGAGCUGACAGUUUUGGAGUUUGGGCAGCAAAUUCAUGCAAACUUUAUUAAGUCCGGCCUUCAAGCAUCCAUAUCAGUUGAUAAUUCAUUUGUGACUAUGUAUGCAAAAUGUGGGUGCAUAGAAGACGCCAAUAGAGUUUUUGACUCUAUGCAAAUUCAAAAUGUGAUUACUUGGACAGCUUUAAUAGUUGGUUAUGCCCAGAACGGUAGAGGAAAGGAGUCCCUAAAAUUUUACGAUCAAAUGAUUGCGACUGGCACACAACCAGACUUCAUUACUUUUAUUGGCUUAUUAUUUGCUUGUAGCCAUGCUGGUCUUCUGGAAAAAGGUCAAUACUACUUCGAAUCGAUGAAUAGGGUUUAUGGAAUACAACCAGGUCCUGAGCACUAUGCAUGUAUGAUUGACCUCUUGGGGCGCUCAGGGAAGCUUAAGGAGGCUGAGGCAUUAGUUAAUCAAAUGGUUGUGGAACCAGAUGGGACUGUAUGGAAGGCGCUACUUGCUGCAUGCAGAGUACAUGGGAACAUAGAACUGGGAGAGAGGGCAGCAACAAACCUAUUUAAAAUGGAGCCUUUAAAUGCUGUGCCUUAUGUUCAGUUAUCUAACAUGUAUUCUGCAGCUGCUAGAUGGGAAGAUGCUGCAAGAAUCAGAAGAUUGAUGAAAUCAAAGGGAAUUCUUAAGGAGCCUGGAUGCAGCUGGAUUGAGAUGAACAGCCAAGUGCAUACAUUUAUGUCUGAAGAUAGAAGCCAUUCAAGGACAGCUGAAAUUUAUUCCAAAAUCGAUGAGAUCAUGAUGUUGAUCAAGGAAGCUGGAUACGUCGCAGAUAUGAAUUUCGCACUUCAUGACAUGGAAAAAGAGGGUAAGGAGCUUGGCCUAGCGUAUCACAGUGAGAAGUUGGCUGUUGCUUUUGGGCUCCUCACCACACCACCAGGAGCACCAAUCCGAAUUUUUAAGAAUAUCCGGAUGAAACUUGAAGCUGCUGAAAGCUGGAUAAGCAAUGGGCCCCAAACCUAUGACAGUCAAGUGAACACUGACACUGUAGGGAAUUAUGUUCGUCAGUCAUGUAUGAGAAUUCGAACUCUCAUGUACUGCAUAAAGAGAUCUCCUCCUCAUCCAAUUGUCUUAGAUAAUGCAAACCAUUUUCUACCUCCAUCAAAUCAGCUCAUCAGGAUUCUGAAUCACUACACCUUGAGUACAGGAUUUCUUGAAAAUACAAGAUCAGAGAUUCUAAUAAGACUAUGA